GCAGUUUGUAGCCAUCGAUGUUUCUGCAGUCGGCACACCGCCUGGGCUGGAUUCCACCCGGUAUUGUUUACUGAGGACCUGGCGCUGGAGGGCUGGGAAUGGAAAACAAGAAAUUUAAAAUCAAUCUCGACGAUUCUGCGUUCAACAGAGACAGAAGUCCGGUGGCCUCUCUUUUCAAGCCUUCUUCCGGAUUAGGCAAGGCAGAGACCUCGACUACCCACAGUGCACCUCGAACCGCCGGCCAGCCGCUGUCCUAUGCCGAGUUCAUCGUUCAGAGCAAAAGCAGAGCUAAAGAGAGACCUGGUGAUGGACCACAAACAGGAGAUCUUCCUCAGGAUGUGCUUAGAGCUGCAGGACCGAGAUCUGACAUCUCUCUCGAAUGUGGAUCGGUCACGAAACCUUCCACAGACGCUGGGAAAACUCGGACUAGCACAGUGGAGAGAGGGAGUCCAGAGCCAACUAUAGCACGGUCGGAGACUUCGGCGCUUCCAGGAAGACCGGAGGAGGAUGUGGGACAAGGGCAGAAAAUGGACGAAGGUCAAAGCACGGAGGAACGCACUGUUCUGCCACUGGCGGUUGGGUCCGGGAACAGCAUUAUCGUCAGCCCAAGACAGAGAGGAAACCCUAUUUUAAAGUUUGUCCGGAGUGUGCCAUGGGAGUUUGCAGAGGUGGUGCCUGACUAUGUCUUGGGUCGAACAACAUGCGCACUCUUUCUCAGUGUGCGCUACCAUACCUUGAACCCAGACUACAUCCAUGAGCGGCUGAAGCAUCUGGGCCACACAUUCACGCUCCGAGUGCUGCUCGUGCAAGUCGAUGUGAAAGAUCCUCAUCAUACACUGAAGGAGCUUGCUCGAAUCUGCAUCAUGGCUGACUGCACACUUAUCCUGGCCUGGAGCCCUGAGGAAGCUGGCCGUUACUUGGAGACAUAUAAAUCGUACGAGAAAAAGCCUGCAGAUCUGCUUAAAGAGCAAGUAGAGAAAGAUUACCUGUCUAAGGUUACUGAUUGUCUGACCACAGUGAAGUCCAUCAACAAAACUGACGCUAUCACACUGCUGACCACAUUCUCUUCUUUGGAGGGCAUCAUUAAUGCUUCAAAGGAGGAGCUGGUGCUGUGCCCAGGACUCGGGCCACAAAAGGCGAAAAGGCUGUAUGAUGUGCUUCACCAGCCCUUUCUGAAGUCUAAAAAGAACGAAAGCAGCUGAGACACCGACUCCGAUCAGAAAAAAGUCAACCAUUCCAAAAAAAGGAGAUCUUUAAGUGCACAUCACAAGCUUAUAUAAACCCUGUAUGAUACUGGUGCUUACAACCCGGGACUGCCUGAGAGCAGAGGAUGGAGGGAUAUGAGAGAUCUGCAGAGAUCUCUCUCAGAACAGACCUUCUCUCUGGAUCUUAAAAAAAAAAAAGACUCUACGGAGAGUUUGAGUGUUCUGAGGAGCCUGAUGAUCUGUUUUACUGUCAAAAUGAUGCAUAUGCAAAAAUAUCUUUUUAUAUAAAUGUGUGCAUUGUUAAAAUAAAGAUAUAUAUUUAUAGCAAGCGUCUGUUUUUAAAUAAUAAGUACACCCCGUGGAAAUUGUUGGCGUUUUUGACAUAUUUGGACAAGCAAACAUCUUUGUACAGUGUCUGUUAAUAAAGAUGCUAUAGUAGA
Molecule: messenger RNA, 1645 nt
Organism: Ictalurus punctatus (channel catfish)
Lineage: Eukaryota; Metazoa; Chordata; Actinopteri; Siluriformes; Ictaluridae
Gene: ercc1
Product: excision repair cross-complementation group 1
Exons: 9
Coding region: 99-1202 (367 amino acids)
Biological process (GO): UV-damage excision repair; mitotic recombination; meiotic mismatch repair
Cellular component (GO): nucleus; nucleotide-excision repair factor 1 complex; ERCC4-ERCC1 complex
Molecular function (GO): single-stranded DNA binding; damaged DNA binding
Source: RefSeq, a predicted model, not a curated record